AAGAGGAUCAAAACACGCAUCCUGAUUACCAAUGUGAGGAAAAAUAACGAAAACGAUGCAUCGUUCAUAUAAUGUAUUCUUAUUCUCAAGAUGAGUCAAGGUCUUGUCUUCUUUAUUCGGCUAAUGCCUGUCUAUGCUCUCCUUCUUUCUUCUGUGGUUGUCAACUCGAACAUUAUCAGAGGCUUAACUCAGCGUACGGGAUAUUUUCAAGCGUUUGAAGGUAUUAUAUAUUGACGAUACUGUUUUGAGCUACUAAUAAUUAUGGAAGUAUAAAUUUUUCCACAGUGGAACUUCUACAAGUGUCAGUGAAAUUAAAGAACUCAAGGUGAUGAUCUCAGUCGGUCACAACAAUUCACUUUUGACUUUUCCAAGGGUAAACCUUCGCACCCUGACGAGUGAUAUCAGAAUUUGUUCGUUGCUCUGACGCCUUAAUACUUAUAAAACAGUACUCUAUAUUGUCAUGACUUACAGAAAUCGGCGUUCUACAAUCGAGUAUUCGCUUUCUGUGCAUGAAGGUAAUAUGUUUACGCUACAGGCUUUUCGUCGUCUUAGAAAGUUGAUUUGAGUUUAUUUUCUUUUAAGGGUGAGCUGUAAUGUUUAUGCGUGACUACGAAAGUUGACAACUACUUAAACUUAGCUAGCGUCUGGAGUCCCCAAACCGCCUUUUUAUUCACUAGUUGUGAAGGAACACAGACUCAUUCGUCCGCUGCGCUUACUUGUUUGCUUAAAAUUAAUCGCACGCGCUCACCAAACCUUAAAAAGUAAUCUAUAUUUACAGGCCAUGUACUGCAAGAUCACGUGAUCUCCACCCUUCAAGUUGCUCAAGCCCUGGAUUGUGGAACUGAGUGUUUGAGAAACAGUGCAUGCUUAUCGUACAACUUUAAACCAGUCAGCAUCAAACAAAACGAGUGUCAGUUAAAUAACGCAAAUAAAGUCACGUGUCCUGAGUGCUACAGCUUUGAUGCGGAUACAGUUUACUACGAGGACGCACAG
Porites evermanni is the source of this 993-nucleotide messenger RNA. The record is from the annotation of a GenBank genome assembly. Lineage: Eukaryota; Metazoa; Cnidaria; Anthozoa; Scleractinia; Poritidae.